Messenger RNA from Prorocentrum cordatum, 1031 nucleotides. Lineage: Eukaryota; Dinophyceae; Prorocentrales; Prorocentraceae. The record is from the annotation of a GenBank genome assembly.
GCCUUCAUCUCGUGCGGAGUUUGUGCGGUGAGACUGAGCUGGGGCCCAGGGCCAAGGAGGUCCUGAAGGAGAACGAGUUCCAAAUCGUCGUCAACGGGAACCCUGGAUCUCGCAAGAAGGUCGAGCAGGGCGAUUUCUGCCUCCGCGUUAACCCGGCCGGCGUCGAUCUCAACCGGAAUUGGGAUGAGAAGUGGCAGGCGGGCGCUGUGCUUAACGCCAAGGACACGAAUCCGGGGCCAAGGCCAUUCAGUGAGCCUGAGACCAGGACCUUCAAGAAGCUGGUAGAGGACUUCCGGCCCACGACAUUCCUGACGAUACACAGCGGGACCAAAGGCAUGUACAUGCCCUGGGCGUACGACAUGGAACAUCUUGCUGGUCGGAACCAGCGGGAGAUGAUGGAGAUUUUGAAGGCCCUCGACAAGAACCAUUGCGAGUGCCCGUUCGGAGCAGCUGGCAGAGAGGUCGGGUACUCCUGCCCUGGCACGUGCCUGGACUGGGUAUACGACAGGCUGCAGACUCCGUACGCGUUUGCCUUCGAGAUCUAUGCAGCGCGGGCCGAAGACACGGUGGCGGACACCAACCCGAUCCUCUCGGACAUGCUGAAGGAGCGCUGGCAGGAGAAGAUGCGGUCGGGGGCAGCUUCCUUCUUCCAGCUUCACGACAAUCUGGGCCACGAGCACUUCAGGGAUCUCUUCCGAGACUUCCCGUCCUCUUUCGUACAAUUGAACAGCACCCGCUCGUCGCACGACCACGGCAUGGACGACGCAGAUUGCUUCGCGCAGUUCAACCCUAGCUCGAAGGAGGAGUACGAGAGCGUCAUCGUCAACUGGUCGGCUGCCUACUUGGACAUGGCGGACAUGAUCGCCAAGCGUCUAUCGGUGAGCGACCCUGGCUUCCGCAAUUCUUCCGCCACUGUCCCUGCCGACAGCUUCCUCUCCAGCGCCUAUGAAUUGAAGGAGUGGCGGAAGGAGGAGACGGCGGCGCAUGAGUGGGAACAGGAGUGGGAGACGGAGGAGCAGGAGGAGGCAUAG